AUGCGGUUUUCAGUUAGGGGAUAUCCUUCAUUUAAAAAACGAAUAGAUUUUACACAAGUUCCUACUUUAAACGAAGCUGACCUAAAAGAACAACAAAUUAAAGGAUCCGGACCGGGAGGACAGAAAAUUGAUAAAACAUCCAGCUGUAUUUUUCUUAGACAUAUUCUAACUGGUAUGGUAGUAAAAUGCCAGGAAACAAGAUCAGUUUAUCAGAAUAAAAAGAUAGCGAGGCAAUUGCUUGUUACGAAAUUGGAUAAUUAUUUUAAUAAAGGAAAUAGUGUGGAGGCUCAGACACAACUGCUACAAAAAAGGAGAAGCGCUUUAUACGAACAGAAAAAAGAGGAAGCUAAAGGACAGUGGAAAAAUAUUGAAGGCGUAUUUGAUCCUGUUGAUGAAACUUUGAGUGUCACAAAUCCAAAAACUGGAAAAACUGAACUUAAACAAGGCCACAGAGAUCCUGCUACCGGAGAAGUACUUUUCAAAGGCCUUGUCAAUCCUAAAAUCAACAAAAUUGAUAAUUGUUAUGGAAGAACUAUUAGAUUUUCUCUGAAGGAACUCCAAGUGGAUCCAAGUAUUAUUGCCCAAAGUGUGGAACCUGAAAAACUUUUGCCAGUAUCUCCUGUAAAACUACCUCCUACAGCUGCUAUUUCUCCAAGAGACAAAAACAAAGUAAUCAAAUUAUUGGUAAUAACAGCCAAAAGAGAUCCCAAAACAGGUCACUUGGAUUUGGAAUCGGGUCACAAAAAAGCUACUGUAACUAUCACUGAUCGAGCUACAGGAAAACGAAAAGCAGUUCACGGACAAAGAUAUCCAAUUUCUGGCCAAAUCCUAUUACCUAAUUGUCCAGUAGAACUGGAAACGUGA
Molecule: messenger RNA, 864 nt
Organism: Ceutorhynchus assimilis (cabbage seed weevil)
Lineage: Eukaryota; Metazoa; Arthropoda; Insecta; Coleoptera; Curculionidae
Source: the annotation of a GenBank genome assembly